Rhinocladiella mackenziei CBS 650.93 is the source of this 1686-nucleotide messenger RNA. RefSeq lists its product as uncharacterized. Gene Ontology annotation, molecular function: flavin adenine dinucleotide binding; tRNA dihydrouridine synthase activity. The transcript has 2 exons. The record is from RefSeq and is a predicted model, not a curated record. Lineage: Eukaryota; Fungi; Ascomycota; Eurotiomycetes; Chaetothyriales; Herpotrichiellaceae. Gene Ontology annotation, biological process: tRNA processing. Bases 1 to 1686 code for a protein of 561 amino acids.
AUGCCCCGACCUAUCUCGGUCUGGCUUGGAAAUCUUUUCGAGGAAUUUCAACGACGAACAUCACUGAGGAAGAUAAUGGCGCAGACAAAUGCUGUUGGCGCAGGGCGCCUAUCUCCCACAAAACUGACUGGCAGAGCCUUCUACGAAAGCAUCGGCAGCCCUAAAAUGAUCGUGGCCCCCAUGGUCGAUCGCUCAGAAUUCGCUUGGAGACUCCUCACUCGAUCAUACCUGGAUGAAGAGCGAUCAAGAUCUUUAUUGGCAUAUUCGCCUAUGUUACAUGCUCGAUUAUUCAAAGAGACGGCCAGGUUUCGAGACGAGCAUUUCCAACCCACGAGAAGCAGUCUGAUUUCAAAGGAGAAAUCUUCCUCCCCGGCUUGGCUGGAUGGCAACCCCGAGAUUGACCGACCACUCUUUGUCCAGUUCUGCGCAAACAAACCAGAUGAGCUCUUGGAAGCAGCGCAGUAUGUCGCGCCGUAUUGUGACGCCGUGGACUUGAACUUGGGGUGCCCGCAAGGUAUUGCUAGGAGUGGUCAUUACGGAGCUUUCUUGCAAGAAGACUGGGAAACGAUAUACAAACUGAUCAAUACACUACACAACGAGUUGUCUGUCCCAGUAACCGCGAAAAUGAGAAUUCUUGGGACCAAGGAGAAAACACUCGAUUAUGCGAAGAUGAUUCUAUCAGCGGGUGCGAGUAUCUUGACGGUGCAUGGGCGACGAAGAGAACAAAAAGGACAGAAUACUGGCCUUGCUGAUUGGUCAAUGAUUCGAUACUUGCGAGACAAUUUGCCUCCGGAGACGGUUCUUUUUGCCAACGGCAAUAUCUUGAACUCAGGCGAUUUCGAAGCAUGCCUGGCCGCAACAGGUGCCGACGGCAUCAUGAGCGCCGAAGGAAACCUUUCAGACCCAACCAUCUUCGCCAAGCCUCCAAGGGAUCAUGAUCCACGACUGUAUUGGUAUGGUUCCGAUGGUAAAGGAGGAUAUCGCAUAGAUGCUGUGUUCAGAAGAUACAUGGAUAUUAUCCAUAAAUACUCUCUCAACCAAUCGACACCCGAGCGUGCACCAUUGUACAUCCCUGGAGAUUCCAAAGAGACGGCGUCUCGGAUAACAGCACCACCCAGAAACGAAAACCCAGCUCCAAAUGGCAAGAAAAGAAAACGAAAUGAGCAUCCAAAGACUGACCCCAACUUGAAAGCCAUGCAAGGACAUCUAUUCCAGCUUCUCAGACCUAUGCUCUCGAUACAUACCGAUAUCCGAGACGCGUUAGCGAGAACCAAAUGCGGUGACAUCGAAGGCUUUGAGCGGGUUCUUAGAAUGGUUGAAACGGCAGUGAUGAAUGGGCUUGAUCAACAUGCCACUGCCCAGCAUUCUGAACCUCCAGUCACCAAUGAAGCACCGACACCUAUCGUAGAAAACACCAACGAUCGCGAAUCAUUACAGAAAGAGAAAACUGAGGCCAAAUACAAAAGACCUUGGUGGGUAUGUCAGCCGUAUAUUCGGCCGCUGCCAGAGGAAGCCAUCAAGCUUGGGGCGAUUCAACUGCGUAAGAAAGAAAAGGCCAAAAUGACAUCGAAAGAGGCAGCUGAGACCAAGACCGAUACAAUACAGGGGUCUGAUGGUCACAUCCGACAACAUUCCUCAAAUCCUACUCUCAACGAACCCCAGAAGGCCGCCUUGGUCUGCGGGUGA